CUGUAACGAAGAAAGAAAAUAAACAAAAUUGGAUUAAUAUUUCAUUGUAUGCGUAUAGGAAUAAUUUUAUAGACAGUAAAAAAACACUCAACGCCGGUAGCAAUUUUCAAUCCAAGACAUCAGCGAAAUUGUACAGGCCUCAGGAAAUCAUGCACACUUACAAGGAUGGUUUAAAUUAUGUUCCACUGUUGGCGGCACAAAGCACCCACAUAACCAAUGGCAAUGGAGUUUGUCUCAACUCAGCGCACCGGAGCGUUUCACCAAGGAACGGCGUCAUCUGUUACAAUGGCAACUAUGAAGGUGAUCUUAGCAUGUUCGGCAGCAAGAGAUUACAACGCCGAUUGGAACUGGUAGAAACCGAUUCGGAUACCGAGUAUAAGCGUGAAUUGGAAGCUUAUCAGCCGCCGCAGCGUAACGAUAGAAGUCAACUGGCACGAUUGGUUAUAUACUAUUGCGAUCGCGUCGUGCCGCCGUCAAGACGCAAGCUAGCCACAGCGUACACCUCUCGACUCUACAACAAUACGUAUUACCAGCGCAUGCGCGAAAUGUUGUAUGGAGCCUGCUGCUGGACGUUGUGGCUGUUGCGGUUGGUAAUCUUCUCCAUGCUGCGGCUGACCAAUUUCAGCUAUGGCUGUUGGCGUAGUUGUAUUUUGUUGCGGAAUACAGCACGUCGCCUGCUCUGGUGGAUGACAUUGGCGAAAUGUGGUGAUGUGAAACUUUUCUUUAUGAUUCUACUGGGAACGCCACUCGUGUUUGUCAUAGCUAUAGUGGGUUUCGUAUUGUCCAUUUAUUGUGCGCUACGCGAUUGUCUGAGCAGUUCAAAUUUCUUUCAGCGAUUUCGUAUGAAAUAAGCGCCAUAUUUUUGAAUAUUUUUGCAACACUCAUGCGACGCGGCAUUACACUUGGA
Messenger RNA from Rhagoletis zephyria (snowberry fruit fly), 907 nucleotides. RefSeq lists its product as uncharacterized. The record is from RefSeq and is a predicted model, not a curated record. Lineage: Eukaryota; Metazoa; Arthropoda; Insecta; Diptera; Tephritidae.